AUGGAUCACAACCACGACCAUUCGACGAUGGAUCACAGCCAUGACCAUGCUACGAUGGAUCAUUCCAACCAUGUCAUGCAGACAACCACAGGGUCAAACCACGAUCAUGGGUCAGGGGGUCACGAUCAUGGAUCAGGGGGUCAUGGAUCCAUGGAUAUGAUGUACAUGAAGAUGUACUUUCAUGAUGGCUAUUCAGAGUACAUAUUGUUUGAAAGCUGUUUAACAAAAUCUCCAGGAGGCAUGGUUGGUGCCUGCUUUAUCGUCUUCUUCUUGGCUGUACUGUAUGAGGGUCUGAAGUUCCUCCGAGAGAUUGUUCUCCAGCGUUCCCUUGCUGGCAAAGCUCACACUGUUUACACAGUAGACACACUACCAGCUGGUUCCAGUCAGGAGCAGAUGGUCAUGCAGAUUAGGAACCCGUCUGUCACAAGCCGUAUGCUGACAAGCAGCCAUUUCCUACAAACUUUACUUCACGUAAUCCAAGUGUUUAUCUCAUAUUGUCUGAUGCUGGUUUUUAUGACGUACAACGUAUGGCUGUGUGUGGCCAUCAUCUUGGGCGCAGGUGCUGGCUAUUUCACAUUCGGCUGGAAAAGGGCGAUGGUGGUGGACUCAAAUGAACAUUGUCACUGA
Molecule: messenger RNA, 627 nt
Organism: Candidula unifasciata
Lineage: Eukaryota; Metazoa; Mollusca; Gastropoda; Stylommatophora; Geomitridae
Source: the annotation of a GenBank genome assembly